AUGAUGGAUUUGGAGGGCGCAGAGGGUUACAGGCCAUCCGCAGAAUAUGUGGAAGACAGCAAUGAAGCACUCAUUAACUUGACUGACUCAACUGAGCUCUUGUUUCUUAAGUUGCCUUCUUCCAAUGAGUUAGAUGAUGGAAGAGCCGUGUUUGUACCAUUGUCUUACUUGAUGUGUCCAGCUUUGCGGGUACAUCAGUGGCUUAAUUUUCAUGUUAUGUUGACAGGUAAGGUAUAUGAUUUUGUAAGCUAUUCUGCUCAGGAACCAGAUGAAACAGUUUUUAUUUCCUCUACAGAACCAAAAAUUGGAAAGAUUUCAAUGCGAGUUUCAACUGUCCAUUACCCUGAUCCGAAAGAAUUUGAAAAGCUCAAUUCAACCAACGCAAGACAUGCAAAUCGAAAUUCUUCUGGAGUGACAGGGACAACUUCAUCUCGAUAUUUUCCUAUGCAAAGUGGUGGAAUUGCAGCUUCAUCAAAAGCGUUGGCAUUUCCUCUAUGCCCCCAGACAAUUCUCCAGAAGGAAAACCAAAGAGAAGAAAACAUUAGGAAUUUAGGAAUACCUAUAUACCUUGGCCUAUUUUUAGUGUAUUAUUUAAAGGAAAUUUCUGGAACAUACAACAUUUUCCUUUCUCUUAGUGUAAAUACCGCACCACUUCCCCUUCGUCGUCAAUCAUCAAACAAGCAAAGGAUUAGCUGUUUAAGAUCUCGUUACAAUCUGCCAACUUUCAAAUCUCUUCCAAAGAUGUCACUCAUUCCAAGUUUCUUCGGUGGUCGAAGGAGCAACGUCCUUGAUCCUUUCUCUCUGGAUGUGUGGGAUCCCUUCAAGGAUUUUCCUUUUCCCAAUUCCCUUUCUGCUUCCUUCCCCGAAUUUUCCCAGGAGAAUUCUGCAUUUGUGAGCACCCGCGUGGAUUGGAAGGAGACUCCAGAGGCACACGUGUUCCAGGCUGAUCUUCCGGGGCUGACGAAGGAGGAAGUGAAGGUGGAGAUUGAAGAUAAUAAGGUUGUUCAGAUAAGCGGAGAGAGAAACGUGGAGAAAGAAGAUAAGAAGGAUAAAUGGCAUCGCGUGGAGCGUAGCAGCGGGAAGUUCAUGAGGAGGUUCAGAUUGCCGGAGAAUGCAAAAGUGGAGGAAGUGAAGGCUUCUAUGAAAAAUGGGGUUCUCACUGUCACUGUUCCUAAGCAAGAGGUGAAGAAGGCUGAUGUAAAAACCAUUGAAAUUUCUGGUUAA
Sphenostylis stenocarpa is the source of this 1224-nucleotide messenger RNA. NCBI's taxonomy places the organism in Eukaryota, Viridiplantae, Streptophyta, Magnoliopsida, Fabales, Fabaceae. The record is from the annotation of a GenBank genome assembly.